UUUGCCUAUACACAACUUUAAUGAACAUAUUCGUAUUACAUCACGAUAUAAUAAGAUAUCAAAAAACUAGCACAAUAACGUGCUGGUAUGAUAUAAUCGUAAAACCUUGAUCGUAUUACCAUUCAUAUAGUCUCAAUUUUGUCAAACAAAUAUUAUGUUUUAUUAAUAUCAACAAUCGGUAAAGAAACACCGAAAGAUACAGUAUCAUUUUUAAAGUAAUACAAUUAUCCCAGUAGAUAAGAUACAUCUAAAGAUGUAUAAUAUUAAUCUAUUAAUAACAAAAAAUAAAACAAAAAUCUUCAAAUUAAUACGAACUCUACUUUAUCGACAAUACAAUAGCCGACGAAAGUUACAAAGUUUCUCAGAAGGUCGCGCAAAUGACAACAACGUAAAACUAUAUACAACAGAUACGAUCUGUAAAAAAUCACAAUUUCGAUGGUAGUAACGUAAGACGUACUACUACAGCAUUUCUCACUCAUCGUGACGCUGCGAAGUGUGGCGUGAGUUAGGAAUUCGAUUCGAUUGAACUUUGUACAAAUAGUUAGGUAGUAGCGAACGUGGAUCAUAUGAUUCAUACUUUUUGUGGAAUAAGAAGAAUACAGUGCCAAUCAAUUUUUUUUAUUCUACAAUACAGGAGCCGAAUUAGUGAUCGCUCUAAUUAUUAUUUACUACAAUUAAGAUUGUAACCUCUGACAAACGGAAGAAGUUUUGGAGAAGAUCCUGCCCUUUCACUCGCACUUUUGAUAUAACGGAUCCAUUCGACGAAAAAAAAGUGAAACAACACUAUAAAGUCGAGCCGUGAAAAACGCUCGACGAUCAAAGCUCAAAGGAAUGGUACCAAAAUGGUCGUGGAUCGUCUUUAAUCUCUUUAUAUACGCUAUAGCUACAUCAUAUGAUGAUAAUGCCAAAGCUGCCAUAGAAUUUACGGAACUCGGUUACGAAGAUAUUUGUUAUGAUGCAGCUAUUGCUGAGUGGUUAUUCAUCAAUUCAUCAUUAUCAGAUCAGACAACGUAUACGACAUGGGAAGAAAAACAAAUACAAUAUGGAAACUACAAAAAAAUUCAAAGAGAAGAAAUUCACAAUAUUUCCAAAAUAAUUCUAAGCGAUUCCUUACUUGUAUAUAAGUACAAUGUUAUUGAAAAACCAGGUGAUGCUUUACUGGAUGAAAAAGAUUUCAAAAAGCUGGUGCACUUUGCUAAUAGUGCUGAAGUUUUACGAUUAUCGGUUAAGAAUAUUGACAAAACAAAUAAUUAUUUGCGUGAAGACUUUGAACGAUUAUUGUCGCAUAAUGGACAUGAGAAUGAUAAACUUAAUGUUUGGAAAUCUUGGUAUCAAGAAUUAAAUCCACUUGUUAAAAAUUUCUCUUACAUUCUCUCGCUCACUGAGAAAGCUGCUAAAGCAAAUGAUGUCGAUAAUGUAAAAGAAUAUUGGGAAAUGUUAUCAGUAUAUCCAAAUGGUUAUGAAGACAUCAAAACUCAGUGGAAUAGAAUUUCAAGUCUUCAUAAAAUCAUAUUAGAAUUUGCUCGGACUCAUUUAUCCCACAAAUAUGGAAUUAAUUUAACUGAAACUAUCCCAGCUCAUUUACUUGGAUCACUACAAGGACAAGAAUGGAGUACUUUUUCCAUAGAUAUGUCACCAUAUUCGGAAAUAACAUAUAAUAUAAGAAAGAAUCUGUGGAAAAAGAAACUCUUUGGAAAAUCUCUAUAUAAAGCAGCAUCUAAUAUGGGCACUAUAUUAUUAGGUCAAGUACCACAAUCUAAUUUUUGGAUUAAAAGUCAAUUUCAUUGCCAUUGCCCGCCUAAGCUAAUAAAUUUUUGUAAAGAUGGAAUUACACGAAUAUCCACUUGUUUUGAACCAACUAUUGCAAAUUUUCUCUUAGCCCAUAAAAAUGUCGGAAAAAUCUUAUUUCAACAAAUAUCUGUUCCAAACACUCCAAUUCUCAACAUAGCUAAUAGAUAUUCUGUUUUAGAAGAAGCCUUAUCUGAAUUAUUUGGAAUUUUAUCCGUUAGUCCGGUAUGGUUACAACGUAAUCACUUGAUUUAUAAUAUAAGCGAUACAGAUCAAAAAAUUAUUUCUUUGAUGAUUACUGCAUUAGAUGUAUUGCCACGGUUAGCAUACUAUAUAUCUGCAGAUAUAUGGAGAAUUAAUGCUAUAGAAAAUAAUAUUACAGACUCAACAGAAUUGAUAAAAUCUUGGUGGAAACAUAAGUUAGAAUUUGAAGGAAUUAGUGAACCUGAAUCUAUGAAUACACCAACAUUUUUAAAUGAUGAAUAUAUUACAUAUAAUAAGCCAUAUCUUUCUAAAUUUGCUGGAAUACUUCUUGCAUUUCAAAUUUAUGAACAUAUUAUGGAAUCUACUGAAGUUAGAUAUGAUAUUAGUACAAAAAAAAUAAAUUCAAAUCUAAUAAAACUAAUUCAACAAGGAUCAGCAGAAAAUUGGAUAGAUGCAUUGAGCAAAUUGUUUGAAAUAGAUGAUAUAUCAAUAUAUGCCCUUACAUCUUUUUUCUCACCAUUAGAAAGUUUUAUUGAGGAACUAAAUGAAGAAGAAAUUGAUCAUAAUUUUGAAUCUAAUGGUGAUGCUGAGCUCGAAGAAGUAGAACGAAUGAUUAUUGAAGAAAUGAAUGCUCCAACCACAACACCUACUACAACUACAACGACAAAAAAAAUUCGAACUACAUUAUCAACAACAACAAAAUAUACGCAGAAAAGAUUUAAUGAUUCUGCAAAAUUUGUGAAACCUAUAGAAUUUGACUUAUCUUCUAAUAUCCAAGCUGAUAAACCAAAAAGUGAUACAGAUUCUGAAACUAAACAAACUACUGUAAAUCCGUAUGAGCAAUCAUUUGACUUCAAUAAUUUAGAAAAUGAAGAUGAAAAGAAACCAAAGAUGCAUACCAGUAAAGCAGUAUGGGCCGUUUCUGCAGUUCUUAUUGCAACAGUAACUAUAUGUAUUAUUGCAAUAUUUGGUAGACAAAGAUGUCGUAAAACAUCUAAAAAUAGGCGCUAUGUAUAAUAUUACUAUUAACGAUAUGGCAAAAUAUUUAUUUUUUCGCAUGUAAGAAUCUUUUGAUUCAUGUAAGUUAUUAUCACCAACAAAAUCUAUUCAGAAAUAGAUUAAUUUUUUACUUACAAUCUUUCAUACAAAUACGCACAUUCCCUAAUUCUUUUUUUUUUGCCUCAAGAAAAGAUUGAAAAAAUUUAACAUCUCAAUUUUAUAAUUUAUAAAAAGUAAUUGUAAUUACAUGAAAAAUAAAUUUAUAUAUUCAUAAAUAUAUACUUUUGGUGGUAAAAAUCUGGAAUUCUCAGCAAGACACUUCUAUUUAUAUGCUGUGCAUAUAAAUAGAAAUAAAAGAUGAAUUUCAAAUAAAUUGAACAUAAUUCAUCUAUUAUGUAAAAGAAACUAAUUUAAACCAACAGGGUAUUUAUGCUAAAAAACAAAGAGUUAAUUUAUAACUUUAAGUUACUAUUAUCAUAUAUCUAUUCUCUUAUAACAUAGUCUUAUAAUUAUAGCUUGAUGUUAAAAUUAUAAUUUAAGUAUAAAUCUUAUAAU
This is a messenger RNA of Vespa mandarinia (Asian giant hornet), 3546 nucleotides long. RefSeq names its product angiotensin-converting enzyme. The record is from RefSeq and is a predicted model, not a curated record. Gene Ontology annotation, biological process: proteolysis. NCBI's taxonomy places the organism in Eukaryota, Metazoa, Arthropoda, Insecta, Hymenoptera, Vespidae. Gene Ontology annotation, molecular function: metallopeptidase activity; peptidyl-dipeptidase activity. Gene Ontology annotation, cellular component: plasma membrane.